Messenger RNA from Puma concolor (puma), 1882 nucleotides. The record is from RefSeq and is a predicted model, not a curated record. NCBI's taxonomy places the organism in Eukaryota, Metazoa, Chordata, Mammalia, Carnivora, Felidae.
GGUGGGGCUAUUGGGGCCUGGCCCGGCGGCGGCUCCUCUGCGGUGCUGAGGUCUUUUUGAUGUCCUUCAGUGAAGUUUUACCAUUUUGUCCCUGGCAUUUUGGACAACACUUGAUGGCCAUUGUUGAAUGUAUGGUUAUGUAGAUGCGUUGUGUGCAUCUGUUGGAGAGUCUUGUACUUCUAGUAGCACCAGUGUGGCUUACUGCUGACUUCCUCCCCUUGGAAGCCCAGGGUACCAGGCGAUGGCAACUUUGCACCUGUCUGCCCUGCCCCAGGCUGAGGUGACCUUUGAGGACGUGGCCGUGCUAUUCUCCCGGGAGGAGUGGGGCCGUCUGGGCCCUACUCAGAGGGGCCUCUACAGGGACGUGAUGCUGGAGACCUACAGGAAUCUGGUCUCCCUGGGAGCUGGACGUGCAGGUCCCAAGCCUGGGGUGAUCACACAGUUGGAGCGAGGGGAUGAACCAUGGGUCCUGGAUGCACAGGGUGCCAAAGGGAAAGGGCGACCGAGAGUCAGUGUCUCAGCUCGUGGGACCAGGACUGAGUACAGUGAGUUGUCUUCAGGAGAAAUGCUUGAUGGGGAAGAACUGGAUCGACUCCAGAGUGCUGUUUCCCAGGGACCUGAGCCUGGAGAGGCCCGUGCGUGUGUCCGGGAGCCAGAGGACAGCCUGGACGAGCCUGUGGAACAGAGAUGCCUGAGGCCAGUCAUAUGGACUAAUGAGGAGAGCAUCCAGGAGUCUGCAGGGAGCCUCAGCUUCCAGUCAAGCCCGAUCUCUGACCAGAGACCUCACAAAUGUGAUAUAUGUGAACAAAGUUUUGAACAGAGAUCAUACCUCAAUAACCAUAAGCGUGUACACAGGACAAAAAAGAUAAAUGUAGUCCAUGAUUCUGGGGAAUUCUUCAGUGCAAAUCUGGCUAAAGAAGCUCAGAUAAUUCCUCUUGGGAAAAAAUUGCAUCAUUGUGGUUACUGUGGGAAAGCCUUCAGGUACAGUGCUAACCUCGUCAAGCACCAGCGGCUUCAUAGCGAAGAAAAGCCCUACAAGUGUGAAGAGUGUGGGAAAGCCUUCGGCCAGAGCUGCGAGUUCAUCAGUCACCGAAGGAUGCAUUCAGGGGAGAUCCCCUACCGGUGUGGUGAGUGCGGGAAGACAUUCAACCAAAGGCCCAACCUCAUGAAGCAUCAGAGGAUUCACACUGGGGAGAAGCCCUACAAGUGUGGUGAUUGUGGGAAACACUUCAGUGCCUAUUCUUCCCUUAUUUACCACCAGAGAAUCCACACUGGAGAGAAACCCUAUAAGUGCAAUGACUGUGGGAAAGCCUUCAGUGAUGGCUCAAUCCUCAUCCGGCAUCGUCGGACUCACACUGGAGAGAAGCCAUUUGAGUGCAAAGAAUGUGGCAAAGGCUUUACCCAAAGUUCUAACCUUAUCCAACAUCAAAGAAUUCACACUGGGGAGAAACCCUAUAAAUGCAAUGAAUGUGAGAAAGCCUUCAUCCAAAAAACCAAACUGGUUGAACAUCAGAGAAGCCACACUGGAGAGAAGCCCUAUGAGUGUAAUGACUGUGGCAAAGUCUUCAGCCAAAGCACACACCUUAUUCAGCAUCAGAGGAUCCACACGGGAGAGAAGCCGUACAAGUGCAGUGAGUGUGGGAAGGCCUUCCACAACAGUUCCAGACUCAUCCACCACCAAAGGUCACACCACGGAGAGAAGCCGUACAAAUGCAGCGAUUGCAAGAAAGCCUUUAGCCAGGGUACUUACCUCAUCCAGCACCGGAGGAUCCACACGGGGGAGAAGCCCUACAAGUGCAGCAAGUGUGGGAAAGCCUUCCGGCACAGUUCCAACAUGUGCCAGCAUCAGAGGAUUCACCUCCGGGAGGACUUUGCGAGGUGA